Molecule: messenger RNA, 2036 nt
Organism: Cuscuta epithymum
Lineage: Eukaryota; Viridiplantae; Streptophyta; Magnoliopsida; Solanales; Convolvulaceae
Source: the annotation of a GenBank genome assembly
GUUGAUAUUAAUUGAUAAAGUAAGAAUAAAGUAAGAAUGAUUUAGAGAUUAUGAGUGAGAGGGUGUGGGAUUCCGGCGGUGGGUGCCGCCAACUCAUGCGACCAACUACAGAGUUCACCACCGGACAAAAUCCCUAGCGGUCCGAGAUAUCAUGAAAACCGGUCUUGGGUCACAUCUGGCCACGAUAUCUGGCGUAUACCCAAACGACUCUGGCGCUCUUCCGAUCAAGGCUUGAAGAGCUUCCGCCCGUACAACAGGUAUUUGCAACUGAGGCAAACAGACAUUGAUAUUAUAGUGGACAAGAUCCUAGCUUCUCUGGCAGGAAGGGGAACCGUAGCCACCAACAUAGGAGUCUUGGCCAGCCUUCCAUUUGCAGGGGUUCUUUCAAACCCAGGAGUUGAACGUACAGAUCAAUCAAAAAUUUGCACGUGUAGGGCAGCUCAUACAAAAACUUUCAAACCAGAAGAGCAAUCUGCUGGAGCUCGUAAGCUAGGCUCCACGCAUCGUCCAGGCGUGAGUUACCCCAACUCUUGCCAAAAAGACAGCAAGCUUGAUCGGAAAAUUGCAGGUGGUGGAAGUCACAGGGAUCACCCUACGAAGCAGGCGACCGGAGAAGAUGGCCGGAAGAACAACGCCAAAGUGUCCGGCAAUCAAUCGGUUAAAAUUUCUUCGGAUCCGGAUUUGGAGCCGGUCACGGUCCAGACGAUGGGUCUUCAGGCUGCUAGCUCCAAUGGCGGUCACCGAGAGGACAAAACUCCGGCAGCACAAAUUUCUUCUGGUAGCAUAGACAUGGGCCGAGGUCGUUCGUACGGCUCCUCCUGCAGGAUGCAUCUCCCCCCACCCUUACAGAUCCACACAUGGUCUGCUCAACCCCACAUCUUACAUCUGGGUGUCGACCCAACUUCCGACAAAUAAUUUAGACAGGGGGGCCUCUUCAAUUUCAGAUUUGCAGGUGCAAUCUAUGGGCUGUGAGAUGAACGGUCCAACCGAGUUUCAAAAUAUUGGCAAGGAGAUGGUUUUAUUGGAAGAAUCUGAUAAAUUCUUUUUUUCUCCAGGAUGGUUACGAUUCAACUAAAAUUGAAUCCAAAACCUUUAAAAUUGCCAUCAGCAAUUUACAGCUGUCAAUCUUUGAAAUUAAAAACAGAGGUUUGCGAAAAUAUCAUUUACUUUGGACUCGGCUAUUUGGCUAAGAGAUUCAAUUUCGGGCUUUCUUCGUACAAGACCGAGAUUUUUUUCGAAAAACAGUUGGCCCUUGAAGAUCAGUCUUGAGGGAAAUAAAUUUGGAGAGUUUUUUGCGGAUUUCUCAAUCCAGUGAGCGUUUUCUGAUCAUCCCCUGUAGGAAAACAUUUUUCAGGUCUAACUGCUUUUUUCGAAUUACUAGAUAAUGUGUUACAAAAUUCAGGGUAUACAACACCGGAUCCUCUUACUACUUGCCAGAGUCGAAGCAUGGAUGAGGUCACUUCAAUAUCCAAGCUUCUUUUUCGAGCCGAUUUGGAAAGACUUGAGGCCACGAGAUCAAAAGAGCAGGUUUUAAUAUCUGGAGAUAUAGAUGUGCACAGGGUUUUGGCUUAUUCUGAACAUUCGGACAGGUUCUUCUCGGGGUAUGAAUUUCAAGUCACGCAUCAGAAAGUGAUAAAAGGAAACCGCUCUCGACUAUGGAGGAUCUCUGGGGACUCGGACACAAACAAAGAUAUUUGUUUCAAAUCCAAGCUGGUUACUAAGGAAAAUUGCCUACCGACAAGCAAUUUAAAUACCCAGAUUAAAAUCUACCAGAAAAAAAAGAAAAAUCGGCGAUUGCACUCUAUGAGAACCAGAUCUCAAUCUCGAGGUUUCGGGGAGGACACGAUGGAUGAUGAUUGGAGCAGUUCCGAGGGCUUUUUUUCUUAAUUCUCUUGUUUGUUUUUUCAUUGUAUCUUUCUUAUCAUUUCCUUGCUUUCCUUUUCACUGUAACAUUUCUUGUUAUUUUAAUAAAACUUUUCAAAAAAAAAAAAAAAAAAGCAUGAAAAAAAAAAAAAGUAAGAAUGAUUUAGAACCAC